AUGAAAAGCUCUUUUUUUAUAAAUCACCUAGAGAGGUUUUCAAAGGAUGAGAUAUUGAGGAAGGAAAAUUUUGAUGAGCUAGUAAGAAUAGAUAUUGAAGAAAAUAAUAAGAAAAUAAUAAGUUUUGAUAAUAUAAAUGAUAGUAAUAAUAAUAAUAAUAAUAAUAAUAAUGUGGAUGAUAUAAUUCUGAAGAAAGAGAAAAAGAGGAAAAAGAAAAAAAUUGAACAAAUUCGGAAUACUUUAAGUUCGAAUUGUAGAGUUAUAGAAAUAAAUGAUGAUGAAGAGAUUAAAAUAUUAGAUUGGAAUAAUAUAAAGAGUACUAAAAUAAAUGAGUAUAUAAUAAAUAGUUUAAUUACUAAAUUUCAUUUUAAUAAUUUCUUAGCUUGUCAAUCUAAUGUUUUAGAAUAUUUAUUAUUAUAUAAAUAUGGAUCAAGUUGUUUAAAAAGUGGUGAUAUAUAUAUAGAAGUACCUACAGGGCUAGGAAAAACUUUAUGUUAUAUCAUAAGCAUUAUUGAUUAUUUUUUGUAUAAAAAUGAGAAUACAUUAUAUUGUUUAAUAUUAACUGCUACAGAUGAAUUAGUAAAUCAGAUUAUGAAUGUAAUUAAUAUUUUUGAAAUUAAGAAUUUAAAAUGUAUGAAUAUUGAUAUGAAAAAUUUCCAUUCCAAUAUAUAUUUCGAUGAAAUAAUUAAUCAUAAAAAAAUGUUAAGUGAUUGUAAUAUUCUUGUAACAACUACAAAAAAGUUUGAAGGCUUAUUUUAUAGUAAUGAGGAUAUAUUUAUGAAUUUAAAGUUUGUAAUUAUUGAUGAAGUUGAUAAAAUUGUAGCUUAUAGUCAAUGUAAUAUAUGUUCUAUAGUAAAUUCAUUAACAUAUAUAGUAAAAAAGCAUCAAAAUAAUUGUUCAAAUAUCUAUAAACCUAAAUAUUUUCUACAAAAAAUUCUGGUAUCAGCAACACUGUGUAAAGUUUCUGAUAAUCUAAUGUCUUUAGAUUUGUAUAGACCUAUUUUUUUUUAUUAUAUCUUGAAUUAUAAAAGAAAUGAGGAGUUUUAUUUUUUCACAAAAAAUAAAUAUUCAAAAAUGUAUAUAUUGAUAAAGUUAUUAUUGAACCAUAUACCAAACAAAGGAGAUGAAGAUUCGUCACACACCCUAUACAGAUAUCUUACGAUUUAUUUUAGUUAUAACAAUAAUAACAAUUAUUCAAUUAAAGAAUACAGUCGGCAGUUAUCAAAUAAGGUGAAGAAAAAAAUCCUGACCAAUUUCCUUAGUCAGAAAGUGCACAUAUUAAUAUGUAAUGACAAUAUAUCUAGAGGAUUAGAUACAGUGAAUGUAAAUUAUGUGAUAAAUUUUGAUAUGCCAAAACAUUACAAUGUGUUGACACACAGAAUAGGGCGACUGGCAAGAUAUAAUAGCAGAAGGGGCACAGUAUAUCAUUUUAUUAAGAAGAGUGAAAAUAUAAUUAUGAACAAGUCAGCAAAACAAAGAAAUGUCAACUUAAUCGAACAAAAAAGAUUUAAAAAAAAUACUUUAAUAGAUAUAAAAAAUAAUAUAAUGAAUUUAAAAAAAAUAGUUAAAAAUACUAUACAUAUGGAAAGCAAGGAAAAAAUUAAACCUCACAAAUUUUAUUCUUAUGAUGAGUUAAUCAAAUUAAUAGGCACAUAA
Molecule: messenger RNA, 1656 nt
Organism: Plasmodium gaboni
Lineage: Eukaryota; Apicomplexa; Aconoidasida; Haemosporida; Plasmodiidae
Product: putative ATP-dependent RNA helicase
Exons: 3
Coding region: 1-1656 (551 amino acids)
Cellular component (GO): nucleus
Molecular function (GO): ATP binding; nucleic acid binding
Source: RefSeq, a predicted model, not a curated record